Entamoeba dispar SAW760 is the source of this 474-nucleotide messenger RNA. RefSeq names its product trichome differentiation protein GL1, putative. The transcript has a single exon. Gene Ontology annotation, molecular function: DNA-binding transcription factor activity, RNA polymerase II-specific; RNA polymerase II cis-regulatory region sequence-specific DNA binding. The record is from RefSeq and is a predicted model, not a curated record. Lineage: Eukaryota; Evosea; Mastigamoebida; Endamoebidae. Gene Ontology annotation, cellular component: nucleus. Gene Ontology annotation, biological process: regulation of DNA-templated transcription. The coding region runs from base 1 to 474 and encodes 157 amino acids.
AUGACAAACAAAGAGAUCAAACCACCAAUAAAAGAAGAAAUAGAAAAGGAAGGAAAAAAAAAAAUAGCAUGGAAAGAAGAAGAAGAUACAAGAUUAAUACAAGCAGUAAAAGAAUUUGGAACGGAGAAUUGGAUAGCAAUACAAAGUACAGUAAUGACAAGAAGUAUAAAAGAAUGUAAAAAACGAUAUUAUAAUUAUCUUGAUCCAACAAUAGAUGGAACAGGAUUUACAUUUGAAGAUGAUAUAAUUAUUUUAAAAAUGGUAAAAGAAAUAGGAAAGAAAUGGAUUGAAAUAAGUCAACAUUUAGUAGGAAAAACACCACAUCAAACACGACUUCAUUAUGAAAUAGAUUUAAAAGAAUUUCAUCAACAUGAUGAUCAUUCUGAUGAAGAUAAUGAUGGGAAUGAAGAUGAAGGGAAAAAACCAUUAGAUUCAAUUACACAAUUAAUUCCUAAUGCAAUGGGAGAAGAAUAA